This is a messenger RNA of Drosophila ananassae, 2912 nucleotides long. It is a transcript of the gene PIG-G, whose product is annotated as GPI ethanolamine phosphate transferase 2. The coding region runs from base 102 to 2882 and encodes 926 amino acids. The record is from RefSeq and is a predicted model, not a curated record. The transcript is spliced from 8 exons. NCBI's taxonomy places the organism in Eukaryota, Metazoa, Arthropoda, Insecta, Diptera, Drosophilidae. Gene Ontology annotation, biological process: GPI anchor biosynthetic process. Gene Ontology annotation, cellular component: endoplasmic reticulum membrane.
CUGUUAACCAAAUAAUUCUAAAUGUAAACACAGCUGACAGAGCCGCACUUUUCGGAAAGGUGUUGUUAGUGAAAUAGGUAAUUUUCGAUGAGAUCGCGACCAUGGAACAGCACAAGAGUCGGCUGGGGUAUACCCUAGGAAUGCUGAGUCUCUUCCUCUGUGGCGCUGUCUUCUUUCUGAUCGGCUUCUUUCCGGCCUCGUACUCGGUGGCGGAGGAUGACAGCAGCGUUCCAGGUGGGCGUCCCACUUCGCUCCACGGCGUCAAAUUGGAGCCCCCACCGCCGAGCUACGAUUCCUUCAUACUAUUUCUGAUCGAUGCCCUGCGCGAUGAUUUUCCGAAUGCCACGUCAAUGCCCAUAUCACAUUCCACUGCCUGCGAGAAGCUAAGCCUUCAUGUGGACAUACCCACUGUAACAAUGCCGCGGCUGAAAAGCCUGACCACUGGCACCCUGUCAAACUUUAUAGAUAUUGCUCUAAACAUUGGACACACAGAGCAAUUGGAAGAUUCCUUGCUGCACCGGCUGAAAAAGCAGAAGAGGGUGGUGUCCUUUGCAGGUGACCAUACUUGGGUGAAACUGUUCCCGAGUGAGUUCACCCGCCAUGCAGCUAAUAAUGAUUCCUUUUUCGUUAAUGAUUUUUAUGAGGGCGACAAAAGUGUCUCUAAAGUAUUGGACUCUGAGCUACAGCAGGAAGAUUGGUUUCUGUUGGUCCUCCACUAUCUGGGCCUCGAUCACAUUGGCCAUGUCGAGGGGAAUACCAGUCCAAGGGUGCAACUUAAGCUGAGGGAAAUGGACGAAGCUGUGCAAAAGAUAUUGGAGCAUAAAAAAAGUUCAAACUAUCUGCUCAUGCUAUCUGGUGAUCAUGGAAUGGCCGAUGGAGGCGGACAUGGCGGAAACACUCCAGAAGAAACUCUGGUGCCCCUAUAUCUUUAUUCGAGGAAUUGUAGCAAAACAACAGCGGGCUCGAAACGCUACAACCAAAUUGAUUUUACGCCUACGCUUUCGGUGCUUAUGUCCGUGGAAAUUCCAACGCCUUCAAUUGGAUGCCUUAUUCCAGAAAUGCUCCAAUCGAUGUCGUUGGAGCACCAGAUGUAUGCUUACUUCUACAAUGCUCACCAUUUGCUUAAUAAGGCACGCGUGAAGUUUGGCCACGACCAAGUCCGACGGAGUGAUUACUACACAUGGUAUCAAAACGCCACCCUACUGCACAAAAAAUUGCUACAACCUUUGAGAGAAGGCGGUAGUGGAGCUAGCAAUGUCCACUAUCAGAACGCCAAGCUUAACUAUAUGCGAGUGGCCCGUGAAAUUUCUAGUUUACUCUCAGAGUCACUGGUCAAGUUUGACUACGGCUUCAUUGUUCUGGGACUUACCUUAACAACGGUGACUUCUCUUCACAUUGUUAUUAGUGUCUUGUACCUGGAUCUCACGCAACAACUGCAAUUGGACAGCCUGAAAGCGGGGCAGCUGUUAAUAUCCCUUGCCAUGGGUAUCCUCCUAAACUUGACCUGCCAUGGAUUGGAUCUUAUUCUAAUCAGUUCCACUUGGCACAGUAUUUUACUUACCAUUCCAAUAACUCUAUCGGUUUAUCUUACUUUCGAUGUGGCGCAGGCGCUGCUUAAGAUUGCCCUUCCACCCAUAUACACCCGACGUUUGAAGCUUUCCAUUCCAUUACCUCUACCGCUGCUGGCCUGUUUUGCGAUACGGACAUUGACGCUUGGGUCUUCCUCGUUUAUUGAGCAGGAGUACAAGACGUGGUACUACUUGGGAAACAGCCUUAUCCUGUUAACUGCCUUCCGGACCCUUCGUCGUCGCAUUACUAAGGCUAAUGUGGAGCUGGAUGGCCGACACCUCUACACCGUUGCCUCGACAUGUCUGUGGCAGCUCCGCAAGGUUUUUGUCAUGCUGAUGCUACUGACUUUGAUGCGAUACCUUCACAGGCUUCAGGCGAUUCGGAGCACAAUCACAAUAUUCUCGCUGCUGCUACUUUGGGCGCGUCUGCAUCAUCAUAAUCAGCUCCUGCAGUCUGUGGCCAGUGGAGCAGCUUUGUUUUUGGUGUACUGCUUUCGUGGGCUCAACGGUCAGGUGCAGUUCUUUGAGCUGGCUCCUUAUUUGAUAUCGCGAAUUAUGGUGCCCACGCUGGUAAUGUUCUGGUGCUGCUUGGCAUUGGUUCUAGUCUUAGGAUAUUUAGCGGCACUUCCCCAGACGAAAAGCUUCGGGGACUUGCCGCCAAGACAAGUCUUACUUCAGCUGCUUCAGACAAACCUCACCUGUUCCUUGCUUCUGUCAGCACUACUGCAAAAGGUGCAAAACAUAAUCCUGCUGCCGGUACUUCUGGUGGCCCUACAGCAAUCCUACAAGCUGUGCGACGUUUUUGCGACCAGUGCACGCAAGUUCUCCGUGCGAUUGGUGCACGUAUACAAAAUUAUUCUGACGAUAUUUUUGGCCAGGAUGUUCUACUUCUACCAGGGCAAUUCCAACAGCCUAUCGACCAUCGACCUAACACCCGGAUACAUCGGUCAAACAAGCUACAACCCUGUGAUCGUAGGAUUCUUUGUGACUUUAAAUACCUACAGCGCGGAAAUUCAUGCAUUUCUUUAUCUGAUGGUUCACACUCUGCGUGCGGAUCUUCGCAACGUGGGUAUCAUGCAGUUACAGCCGCCGUACUCCAUUGCAGCGGACUCCCUGAUAGUUCCACUCUACGCUGCGCUCAUCAUGCUACCAGCAUCCUUCUACCUCUGUCUGAUGGUGGGAUUCCGCUACCAUCUCUUUAUAUACUCCGUAUUUUCCCCAAAGGUUCUCUACGACUGUUACACUGUACUGGUUUUCUAUUUGGUAUUUUUAGUAACGAGUUUGUACUUUAAAUUGUUUAAAAAUGACGCUUAAAUAAGAAAUAAUUUAAAACGCUUAAGCUAA